AUGAGUACUGUCUCUGAUAACCGUGGUGCACUACCGCCAGGUGCCUGGGAUACGCAUAUUCACGUAUUUGACACCUCAAUCGGGCCAUUUGCACCUUCGAGGGCCUACACUCCGGCCCAAGCUUCUCUUUCUCAGCUGGUAGAUUUUGGUCGGAGCUUCACUCAGACAUCGGAGGCGCCUUCGUUUGUCAUUGUGCAGCCGUCUCCAUAUGGCACAGACAACACCGUACUAUUAAGCACCUUGAGAUCCCUCCAAGCAUUGGGCUAUAAGGGACGUGGAAUCGCAGUCGUAGAUGUGCAGACCAUCACAGAUGCCGAAUUGAAAGAGAUGCACCAUUUGGGCGUUCGUGGUCUUCGGCUGAAUUUCCAGGCUGACGGAAAGAGCGUUGAUACAGUCGCCUUCAACAAAAAUCUCGUGGCUGCCGCUGAGCGUAUUGCUCAUAUGCCUGACUGGAUGGUUCAAGUGUUCAUUCCGGGAUAUAUUUGGGACGAAAUUUUCGAUACUGUCGUUGCUCUGCCAGUACCAGUCAUUGCUGAUCACAUUGGUGGACUCAAAGGUCCAUCGAAGCUCCCAGAGGGGGCAAAUAUAGUCCACUCUCAGCAGCUUGGCUAUAAGUCGCUGACUGAACUUGCGCGUAGGAAAAAGGUUAUUAUCAAGAUUUCUGCUCUAUAUCGGGCAUCAACAAAAACGGACACUUCCCAUGAUGAUCUUGCGCCUCUUGUGCGCUCCCUUGCGUCAGAAGUUCCAGAUCAGCUGGUUUGGGCCAGCGACUGGCCACAUACUGGUGAAGGGAAAGAUAGGGAAGCUAAUGGAAUUGACAAGGUCGAAUCUUUUAGACAUGUGGAUAAUAGAACGAUGCUUGCAUCGAUGAAAAGCUGGAUAGAUGAUGAGACAACAUGGGUAAAGAUGAUGGUAGACAACCCUUCUCGCAUUUACAAAUAG
Molecule: messenger RNA, 942 nt
Organism: Clonostachys rhizophaga
Lineage: Eukaryota; Fungi; Ascomycota; Sordariomycetes; Hypocreales; Bionectriaceae
Source: the annotation of a GenBank genome assembly